This is a messenger RNA of Acanthosepion pharaonis, 1236 nucleotides long. The record is from the annotation of a GenBank genome assembly. NCBI's taxonomy places the organism in Eukaryota, Metazoa, Mollusca, Cephalopoda, Sepiida, Sepiidae.
AUGAUCUUUUCCUUUCCCUGUCCCUCCAAAUAUCAAGCCUUUCCUCUUUCCUUUGUCUCUCUUCCUCUAUUCUUCCGUGGUAUCAAUAUUCUCCAGGACCUUCCUCUUCCUCUCCCAAUAAUAUCUGUCUCUUUCCCUCUCUUCCUCCUCCUUCCUGUCUUUCCCUCUAUUCAACCCAAACUUCAGCUGCCUCUUCCCUCUCUUUCCUCUCUUCUUUUCCCUUUCCCUCUCAUGAUCUCAGGCCCUCCCUCCUUCCUCAAUGUGUCCCUGUUCAGCUGCCUCUUCUUUUUAAUAAUAAUCCUCUCUUCCUCUCUUUCAACCCCUGAUUCUCUCCCUCUUUCCUCAUUAUUUGACCUUCCCUCUAUUCAACCCCCAGAAUAUCAUCUUCUCCAAUCCCUCUCUUCCUCUCUAUUCGUCCCCCGUGUAAAUUCUCCCUCCUCUUCCUCUUAUGAAUAUCUGUAUAAACCUUUCCCUUCUUUCCCUCUCUUUCCCUCUAUUCAUUCCUAUUUCAGAUUCUGUCCCUUCCUUCCUUCUGUCCCAGAAACUUCCCUGCCUCUUUCUGAUAAUGUUCUCCUUCUUCUUUGUCUCUUUUCCCUCUAUUCAACCCCUGCCUCUUUCCCUUCUUUCUCCUCUUCUUUGUCUCUUUCCCUCUAUUCUCCAGGCCCUCUUUCCUCUUUAUGUAUCUUUCCCUCUCCAGGCCCCCCUUCCUUUUAUGUGUCCCAGAAAAUCAUCUGUAUCUCUUUCCUCAUUUCCUCCCAUGUUCUUUCUGAUGACCUUUUGUCUCUCUUUCCCUCUAUUCAACCUUUAUCAGAUUCUCCUUCUUUCCUCUCUCUGAAUAAACUUCUGUGCCUCUUCCUGAUCUUCCCUUUAAUAAUCUCUUCCCUUUCCCUCUCUUUCCCUCCUCUAUUCCUUUCUUCCCAGGACCUUCCUUCCUCUUAUUCAGGAAACUUCAGCUGCCUCUUCCUUCUAAUAAAUAAGCCUCCCUCUCUUCUUUGUCUCUCUUUCCCUCUAUUCAACCCAUUUUCUAUUUCUUUCCUCAUUAAUGUCCCAGAUUCUCCAAUCCUCCUUCCUCAAUCUGUCCCAGAAAAUCAUUCUCAGCCUUUUCCUCCUCCUUAUUUUCUGUGUCCCAAAUCCUUCUCCUUUCUUUUUCUCUCUUUUCCCUCUAUUCAACCCAUGAAUUCUCCUUCCUCUCCUUUCUUUCAUUCUGUUCCCAUUUUUUCUCAGGUUUCUUCCUGA